CGCGAAACGCUAGUGGCUGAUGACGGGGUGGUGUUGCCCUGGAGUGGGCGGGGUCUGGUUUGAGUGGGCGCAGACUUUGGAAUACUGACAGCUUCCAGCGCGCUGCACACACAUACAUACACACACACACACACACUCACACAUUUACAGUGAACAAGACACGGUUGUUCUCCGCGUAGAGAGAAAAAAGAAAGUCAUGCAGGUUUGGAACAACAUGAGGACUCUUUCCUCAUUUAUCUGAGGUAGAUGUGAUAUCCGAGAGAGACGUUACAAAGCGUGUAUCAUGGCUGUGGCCGGAUGUCCAGAUUAUUUUCUACUCCAUCCAAAUUACCAGACUCUUUCCUCAUUUAUCUGAGGUAGAUGUGAUAUCCGAGAGAGACGUUACAAAGCGUGUAUCAUGGCUGUGGCCGGAUGUCCAGAUUAUUUUCUACUCCAUCCAAAUUACCAGGAUAAUGUAGACCGAGCUGCCAAUCACAGACAGUCAGAUUUGAUUGGACCAGGUUUUCCGCCGUCAACCAAUCGGAAUUCACCCAGCCAUCAAGAGGAUGACGUGGAUCUGGAGGCUCUGGUGAAUGACAUGAACUCAUCCUUUGAGAGUCUGUAUACUUCCUGCAGUGUGCAGACUGAAUCCACUCCACUGCUGCACAACGGCCAGCUGCCCCGCCACGCCGCCUAUCAUACACACGCCCAGCCCACCUCCCCACACCAGAGACUGCACCGGUCCCAGCCCAUGCACAUCCUCGCUGUCAGAAGACUUCAGGAAGAGGAACAACAGUACCGAACGUCCUCUCUACCUGCCAUCCCCAACCCCUUUCCUGAGCUCUGCAGCCCUGCGAGUUCCCCUACGCUCAGCUCUGGCUCCUUACCUCAGUGUCAGCCCUCAGGCAAAUAUAUCAUAAAAGUCUUCAGUGAGGAUGGGAUGGGAAAGGUGGUGGAGAUCCCAGCUGACAUGACAGCACGAGACCUGUGCCAGUUUCUCGUCUAUAAAAACCAUUGUGUGGACGAUAACAGUUGGGCGCUUGUGGAGCAUCAUCCAGCCCUGGGACUCGAAAGAUGUUUAGAAGACCAUGAACUGGUUGUCCAAGUGCAGGCGUCAAUGACCAGUGAGAGUAAAUUUCUCUUCAGGAAGAACUAUGCCAAAUAUGAAUUCUUUAAAAAUCCAUUGAACUUCUUCCCAGAGCAAAUGGUUGCCUUUUGUCAGGAGACCAGUGGGACCAUCCCCCCAUCCCAGCUCCUGCAGAACUUUUUAAACUCCAGCAGUUGUCCUGAGAUCCAGGGAUAUUUGUAUGUGAAAGAAAUGGCCAGGAAAUCAUGGAAGAAACUGUAUGUGUUUUUAAGACGGUCAGGAUUGUACUUCUCAACAAAAGGAACGUCAAAGGAGCCCAGGCAUUUACAGCUACUAGCAGACCUGGAGGACAGCAAUGUCUUUACAGUAAUAACGGGGAGAAAGCUGCACAAUGCACCGACUGACUUUGAAUUCUGCAUAAAACCUAACAAAGUAAGGAAUGAAGUGAAAGAACUGAGGAUGUUGUGCGCAGAGGACGAGCAGAGCAGAACAUGCUGGAUGACAGCCUUCAGACUCUUCAAGUAUGGAAUUUUACUCUAUCAAAAUUACAAGAUCCCCCAGCAGCGAAAAACGUUGCUUUCACACUUCUCAGCGCCUGUGAGGAGUGUCUCAGAGAACUCUCUUGUAGCCAUGGAUUUCUCAGGGAGGAUAGGCCGAGUGAUUGACAAUCCCGUGGAGGCUCAGAGUGCUGCCAUGGAAGAGGGACAUGCCUGGAGAAAGAGAAGUCAGCGUAUGAAUAUCCUAGGAAGCCCCAGCCCAUUACACCCCUCAUCAUUAAGCGGAGUUAUCCACAGAACUCAGCUUUGGUUUCACGGUCGUAUUUCACGGGAGGAGUCCCACAAGAUGAUCCAUCAGCAGGGCAGAGUGGAUGGAAUGUUUCUCUUGAGGGAUAGCCAGAGCAAUCCUAAGGCGUUUGUACUCACACUGUGUCACCACCAGAAAAUCAAACAUUUCCAGAUUUUACCGUGUGAAGAAGAUGGUCAAAUGUUCUUGAGCCUUGAUGACGGCGCCACCAAAUUCACGGACCUGAUCCAGCUGGUGGAGUUUUACGUGCUGAACAGAGGAGUUCUGCCUUGCAAACUUAAACACCCCUGCACCACUGUGGCCUUAUGACCUCCGUUUGCCUGAUUCCGCCUAAAGACAAACACUCAGACGUCGUGUGCUGUGGUGUAAUGCUGUGCUGGAGAAAAAGCACACUGCAAGAGCAGCUCGCUAUCAAGGAGAGAAAAUCAAAACAACAAACACAAACAGGACCAGCAAGAAAUAAAGGAAAUAAAGCUUGUGUAUUAGCUGCUGAUGAACCUCUCAGCCACCUGCACACUCAACCGUGGCCAGAGCAGGUUCUCAGGACAAUCAUCCAGAGGGAGUCUUCAGGAUCCACGGUCUUAAUCGUGCAGAUAAUGAUUUGGGAAGACCAGCGGAACACUCGUAAAUCACGUUUGAUUUCAUUUUGCACUCAUGAACCAGGAACAAGCAAGCUAUAGCAAUUGUUGCUUUCAUAAAUCAAGCAGAUUUGAUUCUAGAAUGUCCUGUGAGAUGUGGACAGCCGAUUGGUGGUUUCAGUACUGUGAAAAGACAUUGCCGUUAAAUUCAUGCUUUCGAUCAUUUUCACCGGUAAUCACUAGAAUAUUUAGCCACUUGUCUUAUUUUUCUUAUGUGCUCAUUUUCUUGAGCAAAGAACUCUCAUGCAUAAUGCAUUUGGCCUCUUUUUUGUGUAAUUUUUUUUUUUUUUUUAGUUUCUCCCCCUCACAAAAUAUAACCUGCAAUGCUCUCUACUGGCUAUACCAAGAAGUGACAUGUCCCUUCACUCCUACAAGGAAUAGUUAAUCUCAAAAAUGAAAUUGGGUUAUUUACUCACCCUAUUGUUGUACCAAAACAAUAUUACAUUUUAAAAGUUUGUUUUUAUUUUUUAUUUUUUUUUUGUAGAACACAAUAAGAUAAAUUUGCCAAGCAAAUGUAU
Molecule: messenger RNA, 3026 nt
Organism: Sinocyclocheilus rhinocerous
Lineage: Eukaryota; Metazoa; Chordata; Actinopteri; Cypriniformes; Cyprinidae
Product: growth factor receptor-bound protein 10-like
Exons: 19
Coding region: 398-2179 (593 amino acids)
Biological process (GO): insulin receptor signaling pathway; negative regulation of Wnt signaling pathway; negative regulation of insulin receptor signaling pathway
Molecular function (GO): insulin receptor binding
Source: RefSeq, a predicted model, not a curated record